AUGAAGACCGGGGAGGCGGGGCGAGGGAGGCAGGAACCGGGGAGGGGGGCCUCCGCUGCAGGACGGCCGGCGGGGCCUGGCUGGGUCAGCCUUCUCCCUGAGAAUUUUAAAACACCGCUGGAAAGCUGGUGCAAAGCUCGACUCCGGAGGGGUGACAGAAGCAACCCGCAGGGCCGCCGCCUCCCCUUCCCAUCCGGUCCUGCCCCACCUCCGGCCCGCGUUUUCGCCAGUCCAGUGCUCGCCGCCCGCUCCCAGAGACCAGGACUGCACGGCGGACGAGCGCUGCAGCUGGGACGGAAAACUGGGCUGGCUGGCGGGGAGGAAACCAGAGGGCCAUUAGAGUGUUACUGGUGGAGCUGAAUCGCUGUUGAAAAACAUGUUGUAAAAUCGGCGCAAACAUUGCGUCGUCAAGGCUGCGAUUUCUCAUACAAAAUAAGAGGUUCUCAUAGCAACAAAGACGUCCCUGUAUUGUGCCCACUGUUACGUACAUGAAGAUGUUCCUACUUGUGCAAUUUGACAAGAUGUCCAGCUAAAAUUACCGAGGGAAAGUUUUACAUCUCGCUUUUCUGAAAUUUGGAAGCUGUAACAUGUUAAAUGUUUGUCUCAUUUCAAGGACAAGUUCACUAGAAUAUUUUCUUUUAAAAAUGAUUUUUGAAUAAUAUGCCUAAUGGUGUGGUUCGAGCGAAUAUAUAUAUUUUUAAAACUAGUUUUAGAUGGUUUUUUAGUCCAUGUGCAUACUAAGCAGCUUCAGUAGUUUGACCGUUUGCGACCCCCAUGGACUAUAGCCCACCAGGCUCCUCUGUCCGUGAGAUUCUCCAGGCAAGAAUACGGGAGUGGGUUGCCAUUUCCUUCUCCAGGGGAUCUUCCUGACCCAGGGAUCCAACCCUGGGUCCCACGUUGAAGGCAGAUCCUUUACUGUCUGAGCCAGGAGGGAAGCCCCUUUAAUGCAUGUGUGUAUUAAUUUAAAUGACUUAAAUUUUAUGUAAAGAUCAUUUAUAAACUUAACUGUAAAUAUUAAGAGGCCUUCAAAAUAUAAGGUAUUUAAUGAUUUGAUUAGCUGAGUUUUUAUAUUCUUUUUAUUCUGGUUCUAUAAUCCCUCAGUAAACCCUAAAGAAAACUAAUAUUCUUUAUUAAAAUAAGUAUUUUUUCUGUAGAAGAUAUUCCUGUGGUGCUCCAAUCAGCAUUCUCUUUGAAAGUGACUACAAACAAUUGAAUCCUCACAAAAUGGCUCAGAAGAUAGAUAUUUAUAUAAAAUGAAUAUAAUCAUGAACAAUAAUUUCUUAAUGCCAAAAAGUAGAGUAAUCAUUAGCACAGACUUCCCUGGUGGCUCAGUGGUAAAGAAUCCACCUGCCAAUGCAGGAGAUGUGGAUUCAGUUCCUGGGUUGGAAAGAUCCCCUGGAGAAGGAAAUGGCAACCCACUCCAGUAUUCUUGCCUGGGCAAUCCCUUGGACAGAGGAACCUGGUGGGCUACAGUUCAGUGGAUUCACGAGAGUUAGUUGUGACUUACUGACUGAACAACAACGCAUGAUUAACACUCAUGUAUAUUUAAAUGUCAUGAUCAUUAUGGUCUAGUUAUUUGUUUUUUCAAGACCCUCUUUUCAUGUAAGUGAUGAAGGCCUUUGAAAUAAAUGUGGGAAACCCCAGCUUUAGUCUUCGUGCUCACUACUCACUUUACCUUUUCCUGUGCUGCUUUCAGUUUGCUUUUUCUGGAAUGCCUUUCUCUCCUCUCUCUAACAUUCACCCUCCCACAGACACACGUUUGUCCCCUCCCUGUUGUCAGUGACCUCCUUGAAGGUCAUGUGCUCCCUGAAGCUUUCGGUGUCAACCCCUUCUGAGGUGUUGACCCUCACAAGGACUUCCCUAUAGCUCAAAUGGUAAAGAACCUGUCUGCAAUGCAGGAGACCAGGGUUCGAUCCCUGGGUUGGGAGUUUCCUCUGGAGAAGGCAAUCCACUCCAGUAUUCUUGCCUGGAGAAUUCUUCUGGAAUUGGAGAAUUCCAUGGAUAGAGAAGCCUGCGGGCUACACUCUGUGAGGUCACAAAGAGUCAGACUUGACUGAGCAACUACCACACACACACACACACACACACCCUCAUGUUGAUUUACAGUGAUUCUACUUGUUUUCCCCUACCAAACUGUAAGCUCUUGAGGACAGGAAUUGUUUCAUUUGUCCUUAUAU
Molecule: messenger RNA, 2177 nt
Organism: Dama dama (fallow deer)
Lineage: Eukaryota; Metazoa; Chordata; Mammalia; Artiodactyla; Cervidae
Product: voltage-dependent P/Q-type calcium channel subunit alpha-1A-like
Exons: 2
Coding region: 1-360 (119 amino acids)
Source: RefSeq, a predicted model, not a curated record